AUGGCACAGCACAUCUGCAGUCGACAUCGAGGCCAACGCAUCCAAAAAAUACAUUGCGACGACCCUCGUAGCCAAUCAGGGUGCCAGCACGGCCAUUCGCAGCACCAACACGGACACCACGAUGGCAUGAACCGAAGAUACGGUCAUAAUCAGUGUCAUAAUCACGGCUAUGACCAUUGUGAUAUGUGUCGGCGAACUUCCAUGCGACAUAGUGGAAGUCGAGAAUGUCGACAAAUGCAUCAACAUAGACCGCAAUGCCAUCGAUAUCAAGAGUGUCGACAUCGUUGCGGACGACGGGUUAGCGACAGCAGCGACAGUGACAGUGAUGACAGCUGCUAUGACUACGUUUGGCCUGGAGGUCCGAGAGCUCAACGAAAUGGAAGGAGUUCAAGGCGAAGUAGUAGGGGAUCAAAACGUAGCAAAUCACUUUUUACUCCCAUGAAUUAUGGCCAUCCAGGGUGUCAAGACUGUCAACAAGCAUGGGGUGACGCUUAUGACGCUGGACCAUAUCAACAUCCAUCACGGGUGCAGCAAAAAUACCAGCCACUGCCACCACCACAACAAGGACAGGGUCAAGGUCAACCGCCACCCGAACAGCAACAGCAACAACAGCAGGCACAACAGAAACCACCACCUCCAGAGCUGGAAGAACUGCGGAAGAAUGUUUUUAAGGGUAUAAAGGAGUUUAGCAGAAGCCUGAGGAAGCAACAGUGGUAUGGAGAUAUGGAUUAUGUACGAGGCACUCGCAAGGUGAAGCACGGGCAUAAGAAUGAGUCUUUGGAGGACCACAGAAAACAAUCGAGGCGCCGCGACUGGGUACAGCAUUACUAA
This is a messenger RNA of Echinococcus granulosus, 831 nucleotides long. RefSeq lists its product as hypothetical. NCBI's taxonomy places the organism in Eukaryota, Metazoa, Platyhelminthes, Cestoda, Cyclophyllidea, Taeniidae. The coding region runs from base 1 to 831 and encodes 276 amino acids. The transcript has a single exon. The record is from RefSeq and is a predicted model, not a curated record.